AUGACUUCUGAAGACGUCGAAGGGCUCACGGAGCAAGUCACCAAAAUGACUAUCGUGGUACGGUUUUAACUUGAUCAAAAUAAAAAUAUAAAAACGUGGAACCGUCAUUUUUACUAUACUAGAUGACUAUGAGCAGCACAACGGUUUGACAAUUUAAUCUAAAAUUUUAGUUCCAGUUACAAAAAAACCUUCAGUUCUAGUCUAGGGAUUCUUUAAGGUCCAUGAAUUAAUUCUAAAGCGAAAUCCCUGAAAUUUCUUAAAAAAUGAACGCCUGAGAACUGACCGGACGGGUACAGGGGCCGAUGGGGUUACUCAAAAAUUGCGGUGAAAAAACGACUUCCGCUCUCUUAGAUUUUUCACCCUUUUCUUAUAACUUUUAAAGAAAGGAGAUUUUGAAUCGGUUCCUUUAAACACGCGUCCGACCUUAAAACGAUUUCCGCUUUCACUAAACUAAAUUUGCAAGCUUUGAUUCUAAAUUUGAACCGCAGCGCGAAUGCAACGCGUUUAUUCAUGCUUUUUUGCGAAUAAAGUAGAUUUUUUAUCAUUUUCCGAUAUAACAGUCUUCCAUAGGCUUUACGGGCCCUUUGAGCGUCCGUCACAGAUCAAAAGAUUUCCAUUAAUUUUUCCGAAACGGGUGGAAAUGGUUUCCGUUUUACUGCCUUUUUCCGUCCUUUCAUCGGCCUUUAUCCACCCUUUUUGGACCCUUUUGAGAAACACAAAGUUUUCCAAAUUGAGAAUAUCUUUACUAGUGACUGUGUGUGCACCAAAAUGUGCUACAGUAAUAAAAUCGGUAAUCAUUAACGGCUAUUUUAGCACCCUUUUUGCACCAUUUUCGGACCCUUUUUGGACCCAUUUUGGACCCAUUUCGCACCCGUUUUCCGCACUUCCGACUUGGGCAGUGUUCGAUAGAACUAAAGACAGGGGCCCUGGGUCGCGUCAGGACCCAACGGGCUUGCCCCGGGGCGACCCGACCCGAAAAGUUGUGGUAAAAAUGUUGAAAAAAAAUGGCUCUUCUGAAAAUGUGACCGCUUCUCGGGUCGGCCCGCCCGUCUCAUAAGCCCAAAUUCCAGGAGCCCGUGGAGAUCAGAAAAGCCCUCGUGCUCCGAACCGAAGACCAGUUCAUCUACCUCGUGAUCUUGCACGAUCCGCCCUACCGGAGCACGGUGGCCUUCCGGGAUCGGAUGCCGCCCUAUGAGCAGGACGUCCGAAGGGGCGACAUCCACGUCGUCCGGGUCCAGAGGGUUUCUCCGCCGCCUUUCGUCAAUUACGAAGUCCUCGAGUUCGUUUCCUUCGCGAUGAGGGUUCUUGCGAUCGGGAACCAUUUCGAGGUGGGUCUAGAGUUCAAAUUAUUCGUCAAAAUCGAAUUUUCAACCGGUUUUGUUUUAUAUUCGAAAGCUUGGUUCAAAAAUGUUUAUGUUAAAGACCAAUCGGGAAAAUUCCAAAAUCGCUGGUGGGGGGCCAAAUCAAAUGUGGGGGCUAUAUCUUAUUAUAGAAUCCAUUCUAAAAUCGCUCGUUCGGACGGGCCUGGGGGUUAUUUCCCACACACUAGUGGGGGCCAUUCUAGAAUAAUCGCGAUCAAUCUUUAAAAGUUUGGUUUAAAUAGAAGGUCAUUUUUAGCGUAAAGUCCACAAUUUUUCUAAAAAAAUUUGCUCAAAAAAAUCUUUGAUGGACUGGAAAUCGAAACCCCAUAGUCGCUAUCUGCGCAAACUUUUUUUUGUUUGAGAUAUGAUUUUUCAAAAUUUUUAUCCUUAACCAUGUGACGCCGUUUGGAAGGAAUAUGUCCGCGCCACCAGCCAUUGCACGGCAGCUAGGAGCGUGGUGCAGUGGCUAGCGUGUUAGCCUUCGAAAUGUACGACGAAGGUUCGAAUCUUUUCUUCGCCAUCGUUUUUGCCAUUAUUUUUUUUGACGGAUUAUGAUGAACAUAUCGAAAUUUCGUGAUUAAAACCGUUCCAAAACUGUAAAAAUUCGAAAAUUUUUUUAAAUUUUUCAAGGCUUAGAUUUUUGAGUUCAGAAGCUCAAAAGUACUCAGAAAAAGCCAAAAGUGCGCGUUUUAGGCCGAAAAUUGACUCCAAACCAAAAGUCAAUUUCAAUAAAAAAAUAAUUUUUUUCAGACCUUCGGGACCUACCGCAAUUCCGUCCUGACGACAUUACAAGGUAAAAAAAUCCUCUUCCUCAAAUUUUUUCGAGAAAUUUCCAGAAGGAAUCGUUCUCACUGACGACAGGAAUAUUUAUUCUCAUCAAGAAGUUGACGAAAAAAGACCAUUUUUCAUCGUCCGAUUUCAAGAAUUCACAAAUCGUCUAUCAGAUUAUCAAACCAAUUUCUAUGCUAUCGAGGUUGGAAAAUUGACCUUUUGGUGGGAAUUUUUAUUUUAGCUCACCCCGGAAAUCAUUCCCAAGCCUCCUACGCCGGUUGUUGAACUACAGGUUGAUUUUCUUGAAGUUUACAAAAAUUUAAAAUGAAAAUAAAGAGGAUGAUAGGACUGAAGAUGAGAGAUCAACAGGGACCUGAAGAGACGCCAGAGAAAACGAGAUUGUCUAACCGUCUGGCGUCUCUCCGAGCCGCCGUUGAUCUCUUCUUGUGCGUAAUUUUUUAGAAAUAAACAGACAAAAACAUUGACAAGGAGAGAUCAAUGGUCGCCUGAAGAGACGCCAGAGAAAACGAGAUUGUCUAACCGUCUGGCGUCUCUUCAGGUGUCCGUUGAUCUCUCCUUCUGCGUAUUUUUUUUUUUGAAAUGAACAAGACUUAAAAGAGGCGAGAUGAGAGAUCAACGACGGCCUGAAGAGACGCCAGAGAAAACGAGAUUGUCUAACCGUCUGGCGUCUCUUCAGGUGUCCGUUGAUCUCUUUUUCUGCGUAUUUUUUUUGAAAUGAACAAGACUUAAAAGAGGCGAGGCGAGAGAACAACGGUGUCCUGAAGAGACGCCAGAGAAAACGAGAGUUUCUAACCGUCUGGCGUCUCUUCAGGGGGCCGUUGAUCUCUCCUUCUGCGUAUUAUUUUAAGAAUAAACAAACAAAAACAAAGGUGAGAGAUCAACGGUGCCCUGAAGAGACGCCAGAGAAAAAGAGAAACUUGAACUCUCUGUUGUCUCUCAGAAACUCUUUAUCUAUCGCUUCCUGGUCACAAAAAAAGCCUACGCGAGAGAUCAAUGACGGCCUGAAGAGACGCCAGGAAAAAUAAAAUCUCUAUUCGUCUGGCGUCUCUUCAGUCCGUCGUUGAUCUCUCUUUUUAAUUUUUAUAUGCUCUUUUGACUGUCUGGGCAUUUAUGGGCAUUCUGGAAAGAAUUUAGAAAAUUUGAUAAUUAUCCAUGAAGCGCAGAAACCGCUAGAACUUUAAAAAUUGCAACUAAUUGACUGAAAAAAAUUAUCUGAGCAUUCUGCAAAAUAUUGAGAAAAAUCGAAAAAUUAUCCAUGGAGCGCAGAAACUGCCAGAACUUUCAAAAUCGAAAAGGCUCUAAAAAAAAAGGCUCUAAAUUUUCCAGAAACAACUCGCGUUAGUCACACAAGUCGAUCAGGACAACGCAAGGGCGUUCGUCGUCACUUUGAGCCGCGGGGAAAAAACCGAGUCCUCGUCGCCCUGCUCAACUUUUUGCCGGCUUUCUAUUUUCAAAUCAGACACGGCCAGAUCAUCUGGAUAAAUAGCGAGAAAGAGUCUGGGAGAAUCGUGAAAAUCGACAGAACCUUCGCCUCGUUGGACUACGAAUGUGGAACCUAUAAGGUCAGUUUUUCUUUUGAAAGCUUACAAAGGGGGGUCAUUUUACUUUGCGGUUGGGAAUUGCCUGAAAUUUGGUCAGAAUACUUCUUCAUGUACCAGAGGAAGACCCUGAAAGUCCUAACCUGUAAAACUUCCUAGUUUUCGAGAAAUAAGGGGUUAAAGCCCCAAAAUAGCCUAAUUUUAGGGAUUUUGAGGCGUCUUUUCUCGAAAACGAGGAAGUUUUGCGGGUUGAGACUUUCAAAAUGUUCUUCGGGUAGAUCAAGGAGUGUCCUGGCCAAUUCUCAGGGACCGCAAAGUAAAAUGACCUCCCUUGUUAGAACUCAAUUUGCAUGGCACAAAAAGCAUCAUUAAAAGCUGAAAAAAAAUAUUGAUAUGGUUUGAAAUUCAAAAAGUGGCCACUUAAGAGGUUUUCCUGAGCUUCUACUGCAAGCUUUGAUAUUAAUUACCGUUUUAGGAAGCCUAAUUUCAUCCAAAAAUCAUUCAAAAUACAAAAUUAAGUUUUAUAGCGUCUCAAAUUAGAAAAGUGGUUUUUUUCCUGCAAGAUUACGUGUAGUUAACUUCCGGUAAAUGCUCAAAAAGCACUGAAAAUAUUUUGAAAAGCCUUUAAGGGUCUUGAAUUACGAAAUGGUUCCUAAAGAAGUCUUCAAAAACCCUUUGAAAUCCUAAAAAUACCUUUUCAAACUUUCCUAGAAGUACUUUACUCUCUGCGUCAUAAUUAUUAACACAACCUUUAUUUUUUGAAAUAUUUUUUAAAAGCUUCAUUCGCAAAGAAGACGGCUUGGGGCUUCUAAAAAAGUGCGCCCGACCUCAAAGCGACUUGCGCUUCUGGUCUCUAUCUUGUAACCGCUGCGCGAUCGUCGUGCUCUGAGCCAUUCCAAAUGCGACCAGAGAGUUUGAAAUCGUCGAAAAUUGAUCGAUUUCUUUUUUACAAACAAGUUUCUGGCUAGAAAAACCGUUGCGACGCGUUUUCUGUGAUGAAUGAGAAGCAUAAAAUUUGAAAAUUCAUAGACAAAGUCGGAAAAAGGCUUCUUUUUUACUACCUUUUUCCGCCCUUUCAUCGGCCUUUUCCCACCCUUUUUGUACCUUUUUUUCACCUUUUUUGGACCCUUUUUGAAUCCUUCUUGGACCCUUUUUGGACCCUUUUUGAAUCCUUUUUGGACCCUUUUUGAACCCUUUUUGGACCCUUUUUGGACCCUUUUUGAACCCUUUUUGGACCCUUUUCGGACCCUUUUUGCACCCUUUUUGCACCCUUUUAAAGGCUUUUUUUAGUCCACCAAGAAAGGCUCAAUAAAGGCCCCAAAACGAAACCCUUUCAGCGGCCAUUUCGCACCCCUUUUCCGCAUUUCCGACUUUGGCAGUGUUACUUCAAAAAAAAAAAUUGUUCCAGAUUGGGGCAACGAUGACUCCGGAUGGCUUGCGUGCCGUUGAUUGUGAGUUUCUGAUCCAAAAUCUCUUCAAAGAAAUUUCUAGUCGGUUUCCCUAUCGAAUAUUCGCGGAACUUGGAAACAAACCAGAGCUUUUAUGCCCAUUUUAACGUGAUCCGGUACGAGGAAUCGGGCAACCAGGCCGUUUUCUGGGCCUCUUUUUGUGAGUUUUUUUGAAUUUAAUAGAAAAUUUAAAUUCAAAAAUGUUCAGGAAACAUAAAUUCAGAAAAAACGACGCCAAAAUUCAAAAAAAAAAAGUCGGCUGAAAAUUUUCGGAUUUUGCGCUUCACCGCUAAUUUCAGUGAUACUUCAAUUUCCAGCUGAUCUUUCCAUUGAAAAAAAUUGAGCAACUUAUGAAAAAAAUUGCGGAAAAAAAUGAAAAUUGGAAAAAAAUUAGCCGUGGAGCGCGGAAUCAGGGGAAAAAAAUCGGCCGCUCGUCAUAAUUUUUCUUCUAUUUUUUUAAAAACUAUUUUUUUCAGCGGUUUUUUUCGUCAUUGAAAUCGAAUUUUUUUAACCUGAAAAAAACUGAAAAAAAUCUAGUAAACAAAAAAAUCCAGAAGAGAGGUUGAAAAAAAGCGCCGAAAUUCAAAAAAAGGCGGCUUAAAAAAAUUUCGGAUUUUGCGCUCCACUGCUAAUUUAAGUGAAACUGAACUUGGCAAGCACGAAAAGUUAAGCAAAAAAACAGAAAAAAAUAACGAAAAAAAUUGAAAAAUUGAAAAAAAAUAGCCGUGGAGCGCACAAUCAUGCGAAAAAAAUCGGCUUCUCAUCAUAGUUUUUUCUUGCAUUUUUUUGGAAAUCAAGACUUUUUUUAGCGGUUUUUUUCGUCAUUCAAAUCAACUUUUUAAACUAAAAAAAUUUGAAAAAAAUUGAAUUUUUUUCUAUAUUUUUGAUCCAAAUUUAAUCUACAAGGCUUCAUGCUGCGGAAAAAAAUUAUUUUUUGAAAAAAAUGGAUAUAAAAACUUCCAAUUUAUAAACCAACAUAAUUUACAGGUUGAAAACAACCCUGAACUCCGGGAAAACGAUCCGCAAAUGCCGUGGAACCAGUGGACUUGUUUAAACUAAAAAAAACAUUUUUUGUACAUUUUGAGACCCCUUUUCCAGAGAUUCUCCGCAGCACUGGUUUUGUUGGCUUUAAUGCAUUGAAAUAAAGAUUUUGGCGCCUGAAGAAAUGCAAGAAACGACUCAAAAAAUCGUACUUUUCAUGAAUUUUCUUGACACUUCCCUACAAGGAGACAUUCUGCUUCAGAAUUUCCUGAAAAUCGGCCGAAAUUUUUUUCAAUGUAUCCGGUGACGAUCCUGGAACUCAAAGUGCCCAAUUUUCGAGAAAAGUUGAAAAAAAAAACAACAAAAAUUGGUAAAAUAGUCAGUUUUGACGCUUUUCAUGAAAGCUGGUCCCUACAGGGUUCAGGAAAAACGGUUCCUACAAGGGAAAAAAAAAUCUCGGUACUGGUCCCUAUAGGGUCUGACUUCUAAGCCCCUAAAGCUCAAGUGGUCCCUAUAGUGGUCCUUAAUUUUAUUCUUAUCAAUUUAUUGAGUUUUUCGCAUGAGUUAAUGACAAUAAACGACUAGUAUGUCCCCUUAAGAGGUCACUUUUUCAAGCUUUAAUGGGGGAAGGUAAAGAGGUCCCUAGAGGGGCCCUUUCAAAAGCUUAUAAUGUAGCCCUAUAGGGACCACUCUGUAGUUCCAAAGUGAGUAAAAAGCUGUACUGGGAAAACUUUAAGUGGCCACUUAAGGAGUUAAAAAUUAGUGGCCAGUAUAGAGGUCUAAGUGCGACUACUAGACCACUUAGUGGCCACUUUAGGGGUCAAGAUAACUGGUCCAAUCUGUUUGUUUUAAGAUUAUCAGAGUUACUGGAAGGAAUACUGGAUGAAAAACUACUAUAGUGGCCACUUGAUAGAGAACCUCUAUAGUGGCCUCUUAAACGGAAAAUAGUGGCCACUUUAGAGGUAGGUUUAGUGGCCACUUUAGUGCCCUCUCCAAGUAGUCCUUGGCGAGCCUCUAUAGUGGCCACUAAACAUUUUCUUAGUACGGGUCCAAACUUUAGGAUGCAACUACAUCAAAGAGGGAUUUCUUAAAUUUCAAGUUAGAAAGUUUGAAAGUUUUAUUCAGUCUUCAGAGAAGGUACUCUGCUGAAUCAUGGAAUAAUUGAAGAGUUGUUUGUCGGUUCGCGAUAAUGUCGUUGAUCAAGCGUAGACGGCGCGUAGAGCAUCUCGUCUUUCUUGUGAUAGUAGUAGACGAUUUUCGAGCGUUUCCGACGAUCACUGCUUCUCCAUGUAGGAACAGUACGGCGCCCAGCUUGUCCAGGGCUGACGGGCGUCGGAUUGAAUCUCGGACGAGAAAUGAAGACCGACCACUCGGGUGGUAG
Messenger RNA from Caenorhabditis auriculariae, 7501 nucleotides. The record is from the annotation of a GenBank genome assembly. Lineage: Eukaryota; Metazoa; Nematoda; Chromadorea; Rhabditida; Rhabditidae.